GCCACAAAUGCCAUAAAAUGAAUCAAUAAAUUGAUUUUGUUUUAACAUGGGAUCAGAGUGAUGAGUAAAGCAUUGACAUUCUCAUCACUUGAUAAAAAAAAUAACGUCAAAGUGACAACUAACCUCUCCAUUUCAGUGACACAAAAACAACUUUUUUUUUAUUCUUGUAUUGCUUACAUAUUUUCUGGAAAACGGGCACCUCUUCGUUCAGGAUACUUUGAGGUUUUUUCUAAAACUAUUCAUACAUUAAUGGAUAAAAGUUGCCAAUGAUAGAAGAAAAAUCGCAUCUUCCGAAUAGGUCUAAUAUGAGCAAGUCUUGGACUAAAUACUUACUUUGGUUUGCACAGGAACAUGUGGAUUUUCGAUUUGCUGAAAUCAAUUCAUUAAUGUCCUUGUUUAAUAUAGAGAUGAGAUUUGUGAGAAAACCUAAAGAUGAGCCCUACUGGAUUGUAGAAUUCCCUUCAGAAGUUGAAGUGAAGUUGUUGGCAAGCAGAUCAGUAUCACUAAGAAACUGUAUUGAGCUUUGGGCCCAUGCUCCUAAUGUUCAAAAAUUACAUGAGGAGCUCAAACUGUAUCCCAAAAGUCUAAUGCAACCAUAUAUUCAAGCUGAUAAGAGCUUCAAAAUUGAAGUAGAUACAUUUUGCAAGCACUUCUCACAGAAAGAAAAGGUUGAUAAGCUAGAGGCUUUCAGUUAUUUACCAGUAGACGGACCUGUGGAUUUGAAAACUCCUGAUGUUACAUUCCAGUAUAUAGAGUAUUAUGGCAUCAUACCUCAUUGUCCUCCUGAGCAACCAUAUGAAGUCUUUUUUGGAAGAUGGGUAGCUAGUGGUCUGAGACAACUGAUAAAGAAACUAUCUUUGAAGACUCGGAAAUUUAUUGGUAACACCAGCAUGGAUCCUCAGUUGUCUUUGCUAAUGGCAAAUCAGGCAAAAGUAACAGAUGGCAGUUUAGUAUUAGAUCCUUUUGUUGGCUCAGGCUCACUCCUGGUUGCUGCCACUCAGUUUGGUGGAUAUGUGUGGGGUACUGACAUUGACUAUCUUAUGCUACAUGGCAGAACCAGGCCAUCCAGGAUACAUCAGAAGACUAGAGACCGUGAUGAAAGCGUGAGAGCCAACAUGAAGCAAUACAACAUGGAACAUCGAUAUAUGGACGUGCUUGUAAACGAUUUCGCGACGCCGUUUUGGCGCGAAGAUUUCCGAUUUGACGCUGUGAUCACAGACCCGCCUUAUGGCAUCAGGGAGGCUACAGAAAGAGUGGGUACUAAAAAAGAAGGAUAUGAAGUAAAGGCGGAGCAUCUACCUACUCAUAUUCCCGCCAAAAUCGAGUAUGGCAUCAGCAACAUCUACAAGGACUUACUGAGGUUUUCUGCAAGACACUUGAGAGUAGGAGGGAGACUUGUAUGCUGGUUCCCUGUGUUCAGGGAAGAUUAUACAGAGAAUGUCCUUCCACAUCAUCCCUGCUUAGAGUUAGUGUCGAAUAGCGAACAGACUUUGAGUAAAGUGACAUCACGACGGCUUCUAACAUUUGAGAAAACUAGAGAACCAACAGAAGAUGAACUGGAUGAAUACCCAGUUGAUAUCAUGGACUUUCGAGAAAAGUACUUUGUUAUCAGAGAAGAAACUAGAAAAGAGAGAAGAAUGAAAGAAGCUAAGAUUAGGGAAGAUGAUAGGUUAAGGAAUUUGAAUAAACAGAGUUGAUAAAGA
Messenger RNA from Acanthoscelides obtectus, 1703 nucleotides. The record is from the annotation of a GenBank genome assembly. Lineage: Eukaryota; Metazoa; Arthropoda; Insecta; Coleoptera; Chrysomelidae.